Drosophila montana is the source of this 3459-nucleotide messenger RNA. RefSeq lists its product as uncharacterized. The transcript is spliced from 8 exons. NCBI's taxonomy places the organism in Eukaryota, Metazoa, Arthropoda, Insecta, Diptera, Drosophilidae. The record is from RefSeq and is a predicted model, not a curated record. The coding region runs from base 75 to 3077 and encodes 1000 amino acids.
UAGAAUUAAAAGCCCAGCUGGAUUAUAUACAAAUUUGAUAUCUGUGUAUUUAGUGCUUCGCUGAGCGCCUUCCAAUGCGUUUGCCAACAGUUGACGAGCCGCUGCUGUGGCUGCUGCUGAUGCUGCUGCUGCUUUGGGGCAGCUCCGGCGGCAGCGCCAAAUUUGUGAGUCCUACGCGACACAGCGGCGGCGGCGGCGGCAGCGAAAUAAGCAGCACAAUUAUCGUUGUGGAGGAUGCCAAAGCCUGCUUCCGGCGUGUGCUGGCCGGCAAGCGUAUAGCGCCACAUUGGGUGCGUCGCUCCAUAUCCUGUGAGCGUGUCGAGGAUUGCAUGCGCGAAUGCGGCCACGAGAAGCGCUUCAUGUGCGAGGGCUUUAACUAUCGUCUGGAUCCGUCCGGACAUGGCCAGGGCGAUUGUGAGCUGAUUGAGUUGCCGCUGGCCCAAAUGGAUCUGUAUUCGAGCGCCAAUCGACGCGACUCGAAUAUGCUGCGGCAUCCGGAUUAUGAUUAUUAUGAGCGGGAUCGCAAUGCGCCCAGCAGCUGUCGACGCAGCGCCUGCCAGGACUGCUCCAAGGGGCCCAUCAGCAGCAAUCCCAUUUACUUCAAGCCCAGCAGCAGCGGCAGCGGCGGCGGCGGCAGCAGCAGCUAUCCACCCGGGCCCAGCAGCAGCGGCGGCGGCUAUGGCGGCGAUCGGGAUCGUGAUCGUGAACAUGAUCGGGACCGUGAUCGGGAUCGUGAUCGUGAUCAUUAUCGUCCGCCGCCGCCACACAGCAGCACGGCUGUGGAUCAUUAUCGCGGUCCGUCGGGACCACCCAGCAGUUCCUACGAGCAUCGACCCUUCUCCACGGACUAUCACAGCUCGCAUUCCUCCAGCUCGGCGUCUUCCUCAUAUGAGUUCUCCUCGCAUGGCUCCGGCUCCGGCUCCGGCUACUUUGGCCACACGCCGCCCAGCAGCUUUGGCGAUCAUUCGCGACCCGAUUAUAUUGAUCGGCAUGAUUAUGCGCGUCCCGAGCCGCCGUCGCGUUAUCGGCCCGAUCGCUGGGAAACACUACCGAGCAGCUCGGGCUACGACAGCUCGGCGUAUAGGCCGCCGCGUCCUGAAACGGAUCGCAUCGACAAGUACAGGCCUUCGUAUCGUCCUGGCCAUGACUAUUCGCCGUAUCGCCCACAUGAGCCUAGUCGACCGGCGCCACCCGGUCCACCAUCAACAGGUCUUGCCCACAAUUACCUGGAUCGCGAUGGUCCCGGCCCUGGCCACGGCCCGGGCCCCGCUAGUGUGUCCUAUAAGAAGCCCAACAAGUUUGUGCCCUAUUUGAUUGGCGCGGAGGAGCAAUUGGGCAACUAUGGCGGCGGGAAUAGCAAGCACAGCUUCUAUGAAUCGCAGCGCCGCAAGGAUCAGCACGAUUUCAACUAUUUUGAGCUGGGCUCAACGCACCACCGAGAGCCGCCACGUGAGUCGAAUGCGGUGUUGCGCUAUCCCGGCUCCAGCUAUGACCAGGACUACCCACGCUUGCGCAACGACUACAGACAACAGUGGACCAGACGACCCGGACAAGAUGAAUGCUCCGCCAAGACCAGCGAGGGCUUUCGGCUGCACAAGACCGCCGUGAAGCAUGCCUUCAAUGUACCCACUCUAACGGAAUGCGAGCGUUUGUGCUCGGAUCAGCGCCCGAGUUUCAUAUGCCACACGUUCAGCUAUCGGUACAACCAGGCCGGACGCGACAAUUGCAUGCUCUGCGACAGGCCCGUCAAUAAGCUGGACUAUUAUGUGGACAUAGAGCCGGAUCGGGAUUAUGAUAUCUAUUCCAUGGCGGAUGAUAUGGACGUGUGCAGGUCGCAGUCGCCGCCGCCACGGCGUAGCGAUGGACCCAGCACUGCGCUCUCCGAUCCGCGCAAUGCACAAUGCUUCUUCCGCGCCAUUGAUGCCACGCGCUUUUUCAAGUCAAUUGUGCGGGACUCGCUAACUGUGCGCUCUGUCGGCGAGUGCGAGAUGGAGUGCAUCCGCUCGACCAAGUUCACGUGUCGCGCCUUCGCCUUUCGCUAUGGCCAGCAGAGGCACGCGGGCGUCAUUGACAACUGUCAGCUGAGCGAUUGGCCGGUCCGGGAUAUGGACAAGGAGCGGCAUCUGAUCCUGGAUGCUGCCUUUGAUAUCUUUGAGCGCGCCAGCUAUGGACAUGGCUGUGAAAUACAGCCCAUUAUGGAUGAGAAGCACAAGAAACUUUGCUAUCUGGGCUAUGGCUCGCCCGCGCGCCUGUUACCCCCCGCUAUCAAGAAGGUCAUCUCUGUGCCCUCGGAAAUGGCCUGCAAAAAGGAAUGCAUACGCUUCCGCGAAACGACGCCCUUCAAGUGCUACGCCUUUAGCUACGGCGCCCAGGCUAGUUCGUUCAAUUGCGAAAUGUCCGAUCUGGAUCAGACCGAGCUCAAACUGGAUGUGCACUAUACGCACACCAAGGAGCGCGAUUACUGGCUAUUCGCGUGGAAUCCAUUCGAUUGGACGUGCCGCGACAAGGUCAACACAAUUGGCGGAUCGCGUGUUAAUAACGAUCGACGCAUGGACAUAUUCCGGGAACCGGGCGACGUUGCCUGGCGCCACUAUACGGUCUCCGGCAAGCCCUGUCGACGCAGCAGUCCCUGCGAGAAGAAUCUCAUAACUGGUUUCUAUUCCUGUGAAACGGAUGGCUCCGAAAUCGGCUCCUGGGACUAUUGCUGCAAAACGGAUCAUCCCUGUGGCUACAGUCGCGGCUUCGACUAUCCCUGGUGCUUUGUGGGCGACGAGGCGGAUCAGUGGCGCAAGUGCAGCGAUCGUUACUAUCCCGGCAGCAACAGCACCAAGCCAAGCACCCACUCGAGCCUGGGCCUGCCCAGCGGUGGCAAACAAAAACCGAAGCAUCAGCAGGCGACAGCGGCGACGGCGGCGAGCAGUGAAUACACACAGCAUCCGCCGCGACCCGGCGGCCUGCAGAGUCUCAGCGAUUUUGCGGCCGCCCGGCUCUGGCCCGUCACCUAUCUGUAUAGCGAGGGGCCGCCAAAUGCCACCGAGUUUAGUAAUUUCGUUGAUUGCAACAAGGAGACGUGCUAGCAGCGGCAGCAGCACGCGACAGCUUAUUAAGUAGUUUCCCAUUAAUCAGAUUUUCCGAUAGCUUCUAAGUCCCGCUCUUGCCCCCAGCCCCCGCCCCGCCCCUUCGACCAACUUAGUUCUAACAAUGACGAAAAUAAGAAGCAUUCUCACCGGUUUGUCUGCUGCACACGUUGCAAAUGUGUCGUUGUGAUUUUCAAUGAGAUUGGAUACAAUUUUCCGUCGUAAAAAACCAAUUAACUUAUUAAUUUUCUUUUUACAUAUAACGUUAAUCACAGUUUCGUGCUGACGAUAAAUCUUGUACUUUUGUAUUUAAGUUGAAUUUAAACGUACUUUAUGUACAUGUAUGUAGAAAUGUAUGUGUAUUAAUAAAUAAAACUAGUUA